CAAGGUGGUGUGUUACGUCUUUCCAUAUCGUAAGGUAACCCGCAUAUCACCAGUGACGUGCGCGUUCUUUGACAAAAGGUAAUCGUAUGUAUGUGACACCUGCGAGUGAAAUCGAAUAAAUUUUGUGAUUCACGUCCUCUAUCCUACCCUCACUCAUCGUGCUCAACAUCGUGAAAACAAAAAAAAAGUAGGAUUAUGAGAGUUGGAUUGAUGUGGAACGUCGAUUAUUGAAAGCAGCUUUGCGGGUGAAUUUUUAUACUUCUUCUUCCGACUAAUCAAUUUAUUUGCCUUUUCCCUGUUAUUGUCGACGAUAGUGAUCAUCAAGCUGUUACAGAAAAAGUAAUCCACAAUGUUAGUACGACGUCGAACAGAUUCGUCAAUGACGCAGAGAAUAUGGGAUGCAAUAAAAAUAACAAUAAACCAAAGGAGUUUACCCAGCAAUGAUCGCAUUGUCAGACACUUUGCAAGAGUUUACGGUAUGACAGAGCACGCUGCUCAGGAAGAAUUGAAUAAAGCAGUAGCAGAUGGAUUAGUAUUUUUGAAAAAAGUGCAAUCAAAAGGGGGCAUCGAGCAGGAGAGCUACCGACUCCCUUUGGAGCCAUCUGAGGAUGAUGGACACGACUGGUACUGUUAUGACUGCCAUAAGGCAGGUCUAGUCGAAACUUGUAAACAAUGUUUUCGAGUUUAUCAUGCCAAUUGUCACGUAUCCAGUGAUUCUGAAACUAAAAUUUGUGCUUUCUGUGAAAAAAUUAAUAACGAUUCAUACCCAGAUAUUGUUGCGCUUAAUCAUAUUCUUGGUUUUACUUGUGGACAUCUAAAGGCCAAAUUGCCACAAGAAAUCACAAAUAGAAAAAUUGUGGGAGACAAUUCGACUGAGGAGGUACCUCCAGGGGGACUUCGUGGACCCACGUGGGUGAGCGAGGGAGAGGAUGCUUGGAGACCUGCUAUUCUCAUUAAAAAUCAUAUGGAUUUGACUAUUAUGGAAGGGAAAACCAAACAGAAUGAGUAUAAGAGUCUUGCUGAAUUCCAAGCUGAUGCACACAACAUUCUACACAACAUCAUCAUUUAUCAUGGAAAAAGUAGUACCGUCGGUGAAAUGGGUGUAACAAUGUAUCAAGAUUGUUGUUACGACUUGAAAGAAAUUCGUCGAUGUGCCGACUGCUACAGAAUAUCGAAUGAGAAGUCAGAAAAAAUGUGGUUCUGUAUUCCAUGUGAUCCGCCACACCAACUAGUGUAUGCAAAACAGAAGGGUUACCCCUAUUGGCCUGCUAAAGUAAUGGAGAUAAAACACGACUUGUACGAUGUUAGAUUCUUUGGCGGGCACCACAUGCGGGCGAACAUUGAGAAAAUCUUCAUAAAACCAAUCACUGCGAGUAUACACAGCCUCCAGAUAAAACGUUCAGGUGCCUGGAAUAAGGCAUUUGAGGAACUGAAGCAUCACCAAACACUUCUCCAGAAACUGGGAAAAAAUCGUUACAUUACCUGUGAACUCGAGGAUAACGAGGAUGGUCCGAAGCCACCAAAGAUCAGGAACACCGGAACAAAGGUAGCAUCGAAUGGCGCUUCAUUAAAACAGAUUAUGAAAGACUUGAGAGUGAAAGUUGAAAGGUUGAAUUCCGAUGGAAAUUUCGACUCACAGACGAGUCAAGAGACGAAGAAAACGCUGAAGAAGGGCAGCAGUAGAUCAACCAGUGAGGACAGACAAGUGCCACUUCUACCAGUAGCUGAGGAUGAACCACCAAGGGAGAUAUCCAGUAUGUGUCCACUUGGAUUGAAGAAGGAAGGAUCCCAGGAGGACAUGGUUACCUCCAGUUCCCAGGAACCAAGAACAAAAUGCGUUCUUGUACAGACAGAUUCAAACCAGACUGAUGUUGUUCCUGCCAAGUAUGUUCUAUGCUUCCAGGUGAAGAGAGAACGGAGAACAUCUGAACAGCCUACGACAACUGGACUAGAUAAAUUGCGCAGGGAAAUGGAGUUGGAUAAAUGUCGAGAGCUUGAGAGACUGCAGGCUGAGCAUGCUAAAGAAUUGAGACAGAUGACUGAAAAACAUCAGCAAGUUAUCUCCGAAAUUAAAAAAAAGCAAUGGUGUUACAACUGCGAAACUGAAGCAAUUUACCACUGCUGCUGGAACACAGCGUACUGCAGUACUGACUGUCAACAACUUCAUUGGCAAAGGGAACACAAGAGGGUAUGCAGACGUAAACGCUAGUUAAAUGUUUACUCUGCUACCACAGAUACCACAAUCCAAGGACCAGCAUCAAAACCACGCUGUUGGUGACAUUUUCAAGUUGUUUGAAAGAGACUUUUAAUAUUAAAGAAUGACGAAACAAGUGAAGACAAUUAUUAAGGGAAUCUAAUAUAUUAUUAUGAAGAUAUUAAUGAGUGAAAGAAAGCCACGUAUCAAUUGCGGCAACUAUUAACAUUCACAUGGAAAUCUUCGACGAUUCUGUGGGAGUGAACGAAAUAGCUUUAGCAUCUCUUCAUUGUCACCCUUGGCUAUCUUAAUGAAAAAAAAAAACCAUAUCGAUACCUUAAUAACAGACAAGAAUAAGGUGUAGGCAUUUCCCAUGUAGAUACGUUUCUUUUUGUUGUGAGGGUAUCUAUAUGUAUAAAUAGUAAGGUUUCCAUCUUGGUUAACAAAGAAUUCAUGGAUGGAAAGAAUAAAAACAAAUUCAUAUUUCCGAGAAUUUUUAAAACCUGUUGAGGAACUAUUGCCGAUAUUUUGUCUUUUGUGAUUUUCUGAGAACCAAUCAAUCAGAUUGACGUAAAAAAAUCCAUAAUUUUUAGGUUUUACCGUCUUUUACUGACUCACAAAGUUUCACAGCUGUGCAAUUAUUUUUGUACAUUUUUACUGAAGUUUUACAGAUUUUAGAAAAAAUUUGGUGAGCACGUAGAAACAAUUCUUUCCCGGCGAUGAAACCUUAUGAUUCAUUAAAUAAUGAUAUGACUCAAAGGUGAAAUGUUUGUUCCUGUCAAUCGUACAAACUGUUUUGCAGAAAAUCUAAAAAAACAUGAACGGUGGGGGGAUUUCGGCAAUAAAUGAUUAAAUGUCGAAUGGAAGAAUUUUGCAGUGAUCGGCCCAUCAUACUUGAUGACCGCUAUGACCAGAACCAGACAUAGACAGACAAGCAUGAACAUUAUUGCUGUUAUGAAAAAUUGGUUCAAACAAUAUUUGCUUGUGAUUGGAUGCAUGUUAAUUAUUGUGGCGCCAUUGAAUAGCGAUCUUUUUAAUUUUCCCCCAACGAAUUCCUUAAUCAAGGUGGACACGUUAUGUUGUACACACCAGGUGUCUCGAAACCCAACGUCCAAACCGAAGCUGUAAGUUGGGAGGUAAUUCUGAAUGGAAAAGUCCUGUGACACUCGUCGAUUCUUAACACCUUCUUCAUGUUGUUCGCCCUUAAAGUCGCGUCAGUCAAGCGCGUGAAUCUCAAUAUCUUAAAAGUAAAGGGAAUUUCAACGUUUUUAUUUUUGCUUAAAUCAACCGGUUGAUGUUUUUCAAUGAACAUCAAAGACAGGGUACAACUAGUGUCAUUCAAUGCACAGAAAAAAAAUGAAGUUGAAGUGAAAAAUACUAUCGUAAGGAGCUUGAAGUUGGCUGCAGCCAAAAGCAUUGACCAUAAUUCAGCAAAAGAUACUGAGAAAUAAGUGGAUUUAUUUCUCUCUCAAGGAAUUUUUUGACCAGUAUCUCCAAAUUUAAGGGAGACACAGGAUUUUUUUGUAAUCGCAUUUUGUAAUCGCUUCACAACUUUGAUUAACUUGUAAAAGGUGCUUCCAAUCGUAAGUUUCACACGAUUUUCCGUUUGGACUUAUCUCCCUGACUACUGUAUAUAUAUACACACAUAUAUAUGUAUAUAUAUACCGAGGAUUUUAUGUCAUUACGUUCGUUCAGGUCUGCCGAUUACUGAAAGUAGAAAUAAUGAUUCUUUGUGGAGAUUGAGAUGACCAUUUGCGAAAUAAUUAAAUGAAAAUUUAUCGAAACGUCUGACAUAUCUUUUCUGGAGGCAAUCAAUUUAUGUUUGUUAAUAUUUUUUUUCUGCAUUAUAACUUCUUGUCUAUUUUGUUAAUUGAUAUCGACAGAAAUAUUGAAACAAUUACUAUAAGAAUUUACACCCAUCUUGCAAUCAUCAAAAAAUCUAAUGAGUUGUUAUAAAAAAUUCUGAUUAGAUGUGCACUCUAAAGCAUUUAACUAUUCUUAAAAUGACGAAUAUAUCUGUUAUUUCAUUCUGAAAAAUGGGAAUGAGGGAUUUUUAAUAUUGAUGAUAGGUAUCCCAACUUAAUGUAGAAAUUGCAAUACAUCAAACCAAACUAUUAGCUGUGUAAUUUGUGAAAAAUGGAGUCUACAUUGAAGUGGGGAAAAUAGGGCACGAUCUGACAUAAUGCUCUUGUUGUCUAGAGCCAUUGAAAUUUUUGAAAAACGCAUUUCUCUAAUGCAAAAGUUCCUGAACUAUGGAGGGACAAUUUUGACGAUUAUCGUUGAAGGGAAUACAUACAGGAUAAACGAUGAAUGUAAGUUUUUAGGUAACAGUAAGUUGAAGUCAGCCUUCGUAAUACUAAGUAUUCUCUCUUUUUGUUUAUAAAUCUAGAUAAUAAAUAUCGUUGAGUGUAUAUCUGUUUUCGUUACAAAUUAAUAAAAGAAAUCCUGGGCAAUAAAUUAUACUGAUAUUUUAUUCGA
This is a messenger RNA of Diachasmimorpha longicaudata, 4672 nucleotides long. RefSeq names its product zinc finger MYND domain-containing protein 11. Lineage: Eukaryota; Metazoa; Arthropoda; Insecta; Hymenoptera; Braconidae. Gene Ontology annotation, cellular component: nucleus. The coding region runs from base 350 to 2209 and encodes 619 amino acids. Gene Ontology annotation, biological process: regulation of transcription elongation by RNA polymerase II; regulation of signal transduction. The record is from RefSeq and is a predicted model, not a curated record. Gene Ontology annotation, molecular function: transcription corepressor activity. The transcript is spliced from 6 exons.